AUGAAACUUGAUAUUGAUAGUAAAGGAAGACAUUUCAAAUGCCUGUUUUUCGCUUUUGAGGCAUGUAUUCAUGGUUUCAAGUAUUGUCAGCCUGUGUUGAUGCUUGAUGAAACUUUCUUGAAAGGAAGACACAAAGGUUGUUUAUUGGCUGCUACGGAAAAAGACAGUAACCAAGGUUUAUACCCAUUAUGUUUUGCUAUUGUUGAUAGUGAACGUUAUGACAAUUGGCAUUGGUUCUUGUCAAAGUUAUUUGUUAUUUUGACUCCGGGAAGGGAUAUUACGUUUGUUACUGAUCAACAUGGAGGUUUGCUGAAAGUUUUAGCUAAGGUCUUUUCGUUUUCUUCUCAUUCUUUUUGUCCAAUGCAUUUGAAAACGAACUUGAAGACUUAUUUGUCAGUGAAGAGUUGCGAAUCUAAAAAGUAUUUGCUCACUCCUUUUAGUAGAUGUGCAUAUUCUCCUACUAUUGAGUUGUUUAAUGAGCUAUUUGAAGAAUUUAAGGGUCGUUGUAGUCGUAAUGUUCUGAAAUUUCUUGAGGAUUUGCCUAAUGAGUGUUGGUGUAACCCUUAUUUUCAAGGCAAGAGGUAUGGUGAAAUGUGCACAAAUGCUGCAGAAUCUUUUAAUUCGUGGAUUAGGGAUAAGCACCAUUUGUUUUCAACUAAUAUUGUUGAUGCUAUACGGGUGAAACUAAUGGAGCAAUUUUCAAAAAGAGAAAAAUCUUAUUCUUGUCGGUUGUUGGAAAUUGAUUCUUUUCCUUGCAAACAUGGUUUUUAUGCUAUAAAGAGGAGUGAGAAGGAUCUGAAUUGUUUUCUUGAUGAUUACUACCAUGUUCGUAGUUGUUGUAAUUCUUAUUCGCAUUCUAUCUAUCCAGUUCCUAGUAUGUGGAAGCCAAAUGUAGUUCUUGAUGAUGACGUUGUUUUACCUCCUCUUUGUAAGAAACCAGUUGGAUGUCCAAGAAUAGAGAGAAUACCUUCGAAGGGCGGAUCAAGAGAAUUAGGUGCAGUAAGUGUGGAAAGAUAG
Camellia sinensis is the source of this 1017-nucleotide messenger RNA. The record is from RefSeq and is a predicted model, not a curated record. Lineage: Eukaryota; Viridiplantae; Streptophyta; Magnoliopsida; Ericales; Theaceae.